GGGUUUUUGUUGGAAUCAUUUCGGAGAAUUGUUGAAUGCACUCGGCAUUCGAUUAACUGCGAUCUAGGCGCGACUAGUACUGGCUGCCCAUCUGAAUGUAUUAUGUGGUGUCUACAAGCUGUAACCUUAAUGUUUUUAGUGAAAAAAAUACAUACCGUAACUAAGGUUUAUAACUAAGUAAUAAACCUUAACGCUAGUUAGCUAUUAUUAGCAGUAGUAUCCGUAUCCGGCAUGUUUUGCCGACGCUCCUAGGUAGCUAGCUAGCUACGUCUACGAAAAACUGCAAGAAAAAAUACAGAAAAAAAGGUUCUGCAUGGCCUAUGUGUAGCCUUGUGGUCAGCGUCCCUGGCUUGUGGAAGGCUGUCACCCAGAGAUGAAGGGUACCCACCAGAAGAACUCUGUGCGGAUCCUGUCUGGCCGGGAGCGAGGUGCUCAGAACUGUGGCUCUCAGCGUCUCCUCCAGCAGCUUGUGGAGGAGAAAGCCCGCUGGAUGAAAUGGCAAAGCCAGAAGGUAGAGCUGCCAGACAAUCCACGGUCGACAUUCUUGCUGGCUUUCAGCCCAGAUAGGACACUAAUGGCAUCUACUCAUGUCAACCAUAACAUCUACAUCACGGAGGUGAAGACGGGCAAGUGCAUUCACUCUUUGGUGGGCCAUCGGCGCACCCCUUGGUGUGUGACAUUUCACCCCACCAUCUUGGGUUUGGUGGCUUCUGGUUGCCUCGAUGGGGAGGUCCGCAUUUGGGACCUGCACGGUGGUAGUGAGAGCUGGUUCACAGAGAGCAAUGUGGCCAUAGCCUCCCUGGCCUUCCACCCAACCGCCCAGCUCCUCCUCAUUGCCACCAACAAUGAGGUUCAUUUCUGGGACUGGAGCCGACGUGAGCCUUUUGCUGUUGUCAAGACCGCCAGCGAAACUGAGAGAGUUCGGUUAGUGAGGUUUGAUCCUUUGGGGCACAAUCUUCUGACUGCCAUUGUGAAUCCUUCAAACCAGCAGAAUGACGAUGACGCGGAGGUGCCCAUGGACAGCGUGGAGAUGCCGCACUUCCGGCCACGCUCCUUCCUGCAGUCUCAGCCUGUUCGGCGCACUCCCAUCCUCCACAACUUCCUGCACAUCCUCUCUUCCCGUAGCUCAGGGGUGCAGGCCGGGGAGCAGAUUCCUGGCCCUUUGCCCAGCGCUGAAGCCCCCGGUCUGCCGUCGGGUCGUUAUGCGCUGCGGGAACGUCCAGCCUAUCACACAUGUGUGCAGCACCUGGGCAUGGUGUGCUUCUGUAGUCGCUGUUCGGUGGCUCGCAGUGCCAGCCCCGCCGAUGAAUCGCACUCGUCCAGCCUCCCGGACCUCCUGCCUCAUGCCUCCACCUUCUCCUCUGCCCGAACAGAGCCACGGCCUCCUUCGGAGCCGCGCUCUGCAGGCCGGGCCUCUGCCUUCAGCAGCGUCUAUGGCAACGCUGCCGGGAACUCGCUGCGCAACCUGUCAUCGGGGGCAAACCGCCGAGGCUCCCUGGGGCUCGUGGCAAAUCCAGCCCUUGGCCAGGUGGGGUGUGAAUCCACUGAGCCCCUGGCAGGCAGUGACUGGACAAGCAGCAUGCUGAAUGUCCGCACAGAGGCAGGGCCUGGCAGCAUGAUGUCCGACGGUGGUGCUGGUGGCAGCGGAAUGCCUCCUCCCAGGACUAGUGCCUCCUCUGUCAGCCUUCUCUCUGUGCUGAGGCAGCAGGAGGGCACUUCUCCAUCCCCCGUUUACACGUCCAACACGGAAGGGCGGGGUUGUCCCCAGCCAGGGACAGGGCCUGGCACUUCUGGUGGAAAUACAAGGGGUUCGGCCAGCACCAGCUGUGGGCACCAGCCCCUAUCUGAGGGUGGCAGGAAGAGUUCCAUCCGCAACGUCCUGCAGUGCAACCUGAGCCGAUACUUCAUGGAGUACGACCGCAUGCAAUCUAUGGAACAGAACCUGGGUGCCGCACCUCCUGGUGAAGGCGCCACCCAGCAACAGGCAGAGGAGCUUCUGAACAAUAACAUGGACCCUGAACGGCCUGGCCCCUCUCACUACCAACCUCCGCACCCUGCGGAGAGCAGCCCUGGCCUUUCUCGCAGCCAUCCCAACCGCUGCCGCGCCUGCCACAACCUGCUUACCUUCAACCAUGACACACAUCGUUGGGAGCGUGCUGGCCAGGCUUCCACCCCUGGCCCUGGACCCGAGGAGGGCAUCGCCUGGCAGCCGACAGGCUCUGCCUUUGAAGCCUUUGCCCAGGGUGGUGCACGUGAGGCCCCACCUCCUGAGAGGAGGGGACCGGCUGAAGCCCACAUGAGUACCCAUGUUGCUGGGCCUGUAGCUGCCCAAUCCUUUUCUCCAGGAUCAGGGUCAUCCAGACAGCAGGGGGAACAGACUGUAGGGCUGGUGUACAGCCAAGAGACAGGCCAGUGGGAGCGAGUUUACCGGCAGUCUGCCGCUGGCCGCACUGGGAAUGUAGCACAAGACGCCUUAAACCCAGACAUGCCUGAGGAGAGCUCCGAAGAAGAUUCCUUGCGCAGGAGGCUGCUCGAGUCAUCUUUCAUCUCUUUCUCACAAAACGACAUAUCAGGAUCCAGAGACCAUCCUAUCUAUCCAGAUCCUGCCAGGUUAUCCCCAGCUGCCUACUACGCCCAGCGCAUGAUUCAGUACCUGUCACGACGGGACAGCAUUCGUCAGCGCUCCCUGCGCUACCAGCAGAACCGCCUGCGUCCCCUACCCUCUUCCUCCUCCUCCUCGGAUGGUCCUGCUAGCAACCCUUCUCCACCUAUGGAAAACACUGAGGUGGACUUUGAGGAGUUUGAGGAAAAUGGUGACCGGGCCAGACACCGGACGCCACGCAAUGCUCGAAUGUCCGCCCCCUCCCUGGGCCGCUUUGUCCCUCGGCGGUUUUUGCUGCCGGAGUACCUGCCCUAUGCUGGGAUCUUCCAUGAGCGUGGCCAGUCGGGGCUGGCCACUCACACGUCUGUCAACCGAGUCCUGGCAGGUUGGUGGCCUUUCCACGGUGCUGUGAUAGGAGAUGGCCAGUCUGCCGUUGCCAGCAACAUCGCCAACACCACCUACCGCCUACAGUGGUGGGACUUCACUCACUUCGAUCUGCCGGAGAUUAGCAAUGCCUCCGUCAACGUCCUGGUACCCAGCUGCAAGAUCUACAAUGAUGCCAGCUGCGACAUUUCCGCUGACGGGCAGCUCCUGGCCGUCUUCAUUCCCAGCAGCCAGCGGGGCUUCCCAGAUGAGGGCAUGCUGGCCGUCUACUCAUUGGCUCCACACAACCUGGGAGAGAUGCUCUACACCAAGAGAUUUGGUCCCAACGCCAUUUCCGUCAGCCUUUCCCCUAUGGGCCGAUACGUGAUGGUGGGCUUGGCGUCUCGUCGCAUUCUACUGCACCCCACCCCCGACCACAUGGUCGCCCAGGUGUUCCGCCUUCAACAACCUCACGGUGGUGACGCAUCAAUGCGGAGAGUCUUCAAUGUGGUUUAUCCAAUGGCCCCAGACCAGCGCAGACAUGUCAGUAUUAAUUCAGCCAGAUGGCUUCCAGAGCCUGGCCUUGGCUUGGCCUAUGGGACCAACAAAGGCGACUUGGUCAUCUGUAGGCCUGUGGACUCCAGGUAUGAUGGGGAUGGCUCCUCGGAGCUCCCGGCCGAACCCAUGUUCACGAUCAACAACGGCGGCAGUGUGGUUGGCAACCGGGGGACAGAGCGCCCAGGGACAAGCAGGGCAAACUGGAGGUCAGACAGGGACAUGGGCCUGAUGAACGCCAUUGGUCUACAGCCUCGCCACCCCGCCCCCUCUGUGACAUCACAGGGCACACAGACACCCACUGUGCAGCUGCAGAAUGCCGAGACACAAACAGACCACGAUCUCCAGGAGACCAGUGCCAGCCAGGCCUCUGAAGCGCCAGGACGACCUGGCGGCCCAUUUGUCAGUACCAGCAGAGGAAGGAGCUCCGAGGUGGUGCCCCCCCCCACAAUGCAGCCAGACGGAGGUACUGCAGACGCCUCUGUGGACGCUGCUGUAGAGGCCAGCACGGGCACAAGUGGCUCAGGUGAGGGCACCGAGUACAGUGCCAGCGAGUACGGCACAGGCGAAGAUGCCCUGUCCAGGAUCCGCCGGCUCAUCGCAGAGGGUGGCAUGACAGCUGUGGUCCAGAGAGAGCAGAGCACCACCAUGGCAUCCAUGGGGGGCUUUGGCAACAACAUCAUCGUCAGCCAUCGCAUCCACCGUGGCUCGCAGACCGGCACUGAGCCCACUGGUGGAGGCCGUCUCGAGGACGGAGCCUCUGCCAUGCCACCAGGUCAGGGGCCCUUACGUGUGCUCUCCCAGGCCUUGCGCUUGACUCACGGGCCCCCUAGCCGUGAUAGCCGCUCUCCAGAGCGCUUUCCCCAGCUCACCCCCACCUUUGGCCCUGAAGCUUCAAGGGGCGAGGUGCGGGGGUCCCUUGGUACUGACAAUGUCUUUGAGAGCAGUCCAGAGCUUCGCCCGUCUCCCUCUGCCUUCUCCACCGACGGCUCCUCCCCCAGCAACGACCGCAGCAUUGGCAGUUACCCCGACGUGCCACAUGGCAGGUAGAAUGACAUGCAGUACUAAUAGUGCCCAAGAAAUCAGAAAGGCACACCAGUUCAUAGGGUACAGGCUGCCCCUCGCCUCCACCGGGGUUGUGGAGGGACUUGCACUAAAGACUGGCUGGCAGUGUUACGCAGGAAUAUUCUGGCAGGUGAUGUCCGCUCCUCCAUCAGCCUUAUUUGUUUACGUAGAGGUGCUGAAUUUCCUUUUCUUGCCCCCCCCCCCCCCCCCCCCAAAAAAAAGUUUAAAAAAUGGACAGAAGUCCACUACCACUCCUCCAUCUGUUCUUUUUCGAGCACUAGGGUAUUUAUUCAGGUUUACUUACAUUGCACUUAAUCGUAGAGUUUGACUGUCACCCAACUGAGAACAAGAACCUUGUACUACAGUCAUUCCAACUUAGCUUGUACUUGAAUUGUCCUGUUAUUGCGGUACCAGUACUGGGUUUGUCUGUUCAUUCAUGUGGGCUUGAAGAAUCCCCAUCCAAAGUGCCAUGAGUAUGUCACCACCAUAUUCAAGUGUUAUGCAGUCAGUGCCAUGUUGAUGCAUACUUUUGUGUUUUACUUUUCUUGUUUUUGACAAAUCUAAUAAUGCCAGCCUAUCAGCUGUGAUGUGACAUGUUCCUUGGAGUGUAGGAGGAAAAAAGAAAAUCCCCUCAUUGUAUAGUUUAAAUCUACUGGCAGGAUCUGGCUUUUUUUUUGCUGCCCACUGUUAUCCCAUUUGAUAGGAGGAGCAUUGGGCAUUUGAGUGAGCCAUUACUGAAGAGUCUGCUUCAAUCCCCAUUUAUUGCUGUGAAUUUUGAGGGUGUAAACUAACAGGCCCAUGUUGACAGUGACAACUAAUUUGUGUUGGUCAUUCAUUUCAGUCUCUUUCUCUGAUAUUGUAUUGCACAUUUUACAGAUGAUCACUGUCUGUGCAAUAACAAAAUCUAUUCAUUAUUCAAAGGAAAAAACAAUCUGUCAGGACGUGGAUUAAAUCACCGUCAUUCCUGUCCUUUGCACUAGUACUUUUUAUGGACCACUGGUCCUUUAGUGAAGGUUGGUAUCAGGAAUCAGCCUGCUCUGCUCUGUACUCUUUUUUUUCCACUCAUCCGUGUUCGGCAGAGGUCUAGUUGCAGAUGGUCAGUGUCUUGGCCGCUGGUCCUUAACCAAAAACGUUAUGACAUAGACUGGGCCCCAGAUACAAGGUUGUUACCACUAGAACUUAGCAAAGGACUCAGGGUUUUCAGAAGUGUUCCAUAGAUAGGGGGUCCUGUCCUUCAGCCAAGAAGCACUGAAGAAGCCACAGGUGAGGCAGUGUGUAUAUGCCUGUGUGAGUGUGUGUGUGGUCUGGAAACGUGUUUCUGAACAGCAGCUUAACGUAGCAUCUGAACCUUAGCCCUGGUCGGGGAUUUGUUAGGGCUGAAGGAUAGCUAUGGUCUACAUGAAAACUGUCUAUGACGAGAUAAAGAAUCCUUGUUGAACCAUACGUCAAGUAAAACUUGAACCGAUCAGCUUUCGCUGUAACAGACCACCGUUCAGCCAAACGAUAGAUGGAGGUGGUCGCGACGUGUAGUGGGACUCUUCCUCAGGCUGCCUCUCUCCAGAGGAAGCCUGGUAAGCUUUGGCUCCUAAUCUCAUGCAGAGUCCAGUUACCCCAACAACCCCGUCCUCCCACCUUCCCCAACUACCUGGUGUAGCCAGGCUCUGUUACCUCAUCCCUUCAACAAGGACCACAAACUUGAAAAUCCCUUUGGUCAUUUCCAGAACAAAAUGUGAUGCACUGAUUAGAGAUGUGAAACUUCUGACACCAGUGAGUAUGCUACAAUGGCAUGUAACACCAUAAUUUUAAUACUAUAAUUAUUUUUAAAGGACAUGUAUGUUCAGCUGUCCAUUGCAGAAGCACAUCAUUUUACAUGACAGAAAGUGACACAGAUCUGUUGCAGUGUCUGUUUCCGUUUGGUUGUUGUGCUGGUUGUUGUACCAUAAAAAAUAAUGUACUGCGAAUUGUGCAAUUUCUGCUUCUGGGCAUUGCAGAAGACUGAGUGAGCCACCACUGGUGGGUUGGGUGAGGACUCAAGCAGACAGCAUCCCGUAGGCUGUUUCGGGCACAUGAAAUGGUAGCCUUUCCUGAACAGAGAAGCUUAAAGGUUAGUCCGGGGGAACAGAAGGCUUCGUAACUCAACAUGGUGGCAUAUGGGCUGUGACCAAGGGGCAUCCCUUUGGUGUGACUGGUCAUGUGUACCAAGCACUCUCCCAGUUGUUGUUUAGAUGGUUGUCGCUGUAUUUGUUUUUCCUUUAAUGCUGUAAGCCCCUUCCCAUACAUUAUCUAAUUUUUCUAGUUGCCAGAACCCCCCCACCCCUAGCUAAAAGGGUACACUUUGUACAUAACCUACUUGUGCAUGUCAACACAAACACAAAGGAAAGCUGUCUUAUCAAGCGGGUGGUUUUUUAUAACUGCCAGAAUGAACUGUAACAUUUGUUCACUACAAAUACUGUAUCUUUCAUUAAAUUUUUCCCCCUUCAUUUGUUUGGAGAGAGGGUAUAAGACAAUGGGAGGAGAUGGAAGUGGGGAAAUGUGUUCUUGACCAGUGACCAAUACUCAACGUGAAACUCUUGUACUGUAGAACUUGAGUAGGAUAGUCGAGUACUAACUUGAAGAUGUUUAUUACCUGGAAAAAUAUUGUGUGUAUGUAAUGCCUAUAUCAGGACUGAAAUUCAGUAUCUGGGUAUCUCCAAUGCAUGACUUAAAAAUCACAUACAAAAAAAAAUCAGCAGACUUGGAAAUUAGCGUGUUUGUAAAAAAAAAAAAUACAAAAUUUAUUAGGAAUUCUUGGUAAACGUUCCGCUGGCAGGUUUAAAAUUCCAUGUGAAUCCUGAUUUGAAAUGCCCGUGGGACCAUCCGUAAAUCGAGGCGUGAUACCCCAGGCCUAUCUUUAACAGUGCCUGAAUUUUAAAAAGUUUCCUCCAAAGGGUCUUAGCCAGCAAUGGGCAUUUCUAUUCUUGGGGCUUAAAAACAGCAGUACAACCAGUCUCCCUGGGUGCAGUUGCAUUGUGCCUUGAGAAUGGCGUGCAGAUGACGGACAUGCUGAAAAACCCCAUUGAUACAGGCUCAAACUGAUAAUGUAUGAUAACUGGUAUGUCUUCAAAUUAAUUUUUGGGCUAUAUUUGAAGUUGAAUGUAUGUUCAUAUACCAUUGUCAGGAUACUAUUGUCUUUAAUUUCUGUUUAAAAAUUAGCAGUGAUUCAAAAUGUCUGUGCUUUUAUAUUUUUUAUUUGCUUUGUGUUUUUUCUUUUGUCUUCACUGAGCAUUAAAGCUCAGUAACUGACAAUCUCUGUCUGGGAAAAGUAUAUUUAACCCCCGUUGUGCUUCAGAGAACAGGCAUGGAAUGAAUGCAGUGACAGCCCCUUGUAUUUAUUUCUUGUUACCCCUUCCCUGUGUAAAUAAACAAAGGUUUUAAAAAGAGUAAUAAAUUCAUCUUUGCUGAAGUGUAACAGGAAUUUGCCAUCUGUUUACCAAGUUACAUUAAGAUGGCAGCAGGUCACUGUGAUUAUGUACAGCUUGCUUUGAUGAUGAUAUCCAAGCCACUUGUUGAUACUGCCCUGUUAGCAUAAUAUGAUUUGGUAAUCACUGCUAAUUUCCAAAACCUUGUCUAUAUGAUUUGAUUUUUUUUUUUUAUUAUUUUGAACAGCUGAAGUUAUGGCUUGAAAUUGAAUUCAUUGUUACUGUCGGAAUAGCAGGAAUGUGGGUCGUCAUUCUCUGAGGUUUCUUCCAGUGGUUCAAGAAACCAAAGAAGAAUGAUUCUCCUGACACUGCUUGUGAGUACUGAGGCCACUCACAGUGGGGAUCACAAAUUUGUGUUGGUACUCUAGUUCAUGGAAAUGAGUGGGAUUGAGGCCUUUAGUGUGUGUGUGUGUGGUGAGGGGGGCAUAUAUCGGAGUGAGUAUACAAUGUAGUUGAAAAGAGAACAAGAAUUUUUUACACACUCUCCUGUGAUCAUGUUUCGUUUGCUAGUCUUGUGUAAAGCUCUGUUCGGUCAAUGAGUUGCGUUUCUUAAUGGUCUACUAAUGUCAGUCCUACAUACUUGGAAGUUCACUCCCACCUGACAGCAUUUUUAACUAUUUUGGCCUUCCUAGCCUUAAAUGUCUUUUAAUUUAAACGUUUUUGUUUGGAGAACGUAAUCCUUGAAAAAGCAUACCUCUUUGAUUUUAUUAUGGAGAACAUGUUUACGAGUCACUAAUCAAACCAUACAAAUGGGAUACAGACCAGGUUGCUUCCAAUUUCCAAGUUCUGCCAACAUGAAAAGUUUCAAAACAAAACAAAAGCAAGGACAAGUUGCUUCUGCAUUUUAAUGUGUUAAACUGAGGUCCUAAAUCUCUCUAAACGAAAGAGACAUAGCAUUGUCUUAUGUCAUUUAUUUAAAUGUUUCUUUUCUUGUUCAUCUGUCAUUUUACAUGAUUUGCCUUGAAUUAACCUGCAGGUAAUUAGACUGUGGCUAUGCUUUGUUGCUAAAUUGGAUUUUUAAUUUCAUUGUGGUCUGAUGGUGAUUGGAGGAAGGCAAAUAAAUGGAGUCCCUGUCGUUUUGUCAGUCUGUUAUGUUGAGAAAAUUUCAGCUUUUUUUGGAUUAUUAACACACGUUGCUAAUUGUCUUGAAUCCAUCUCCCUUUGUUGGCAUUAAUUACCUAUGUAACCAAUCAACAAAUAGCGUUUUUUGCUGAUUGUCAGUAGAGUCAAUAUCUUAAGUAUUACACACACAUUUUCAUCCUUCUGCUAAUGUUUUCAGUUGUGUCCUUUUAGCAUGGUAUGUGCAAAUUAAAAAUUUUCAUUUUUUGUUCGUUUCAUAAUUAGAUUUGCACAACACUCAACUUGAACAUGUUUUUAGCUAGGCUUUUGCUAACCACUUUUUAUUAUGACGGAGCAUGUUACUAGGCUUUUGAAUCUUGCAGCCACACACAAUUGCUUGUCUAGAUUAUGUCUAGACAACACAAUUGCUUGUCUAGAUCAUGUGCAGCCACACACAAUUGCUUGUCUAGAUCAUGUCAGAUAUAAUCUGUUUUUUUGAAAUGAGUGGAAAUAAAGGCAGACAAGCUGUCAUUCAGCUGUUUCUCUACAUGCAUUUUUUUCUAUAAGGCAUUCUGUCCAUGACAGGUUUUAAAUAUCUUCUUGUGCAUGUAACCUGCUGACUGUAUUUGUAGUUUUUUUUUUUUUUCUUUUGAAGGAAAAUGUGACUUAAGGGUGUUUGUACUGUCUAUUUUAGAAGUAAAAUGGAGAUUAAUAAAGUGCUGUGGAAACACCAAAGAUCCUAUAUGAUAAUGGUUAUGAAUAAUGGAAAAAAAUUAAAGAAAUGGAAACCCUUAAA
Brienomyrus brachyistius is the source of this 9898-nucleotide messenger RNA. It is a transcript of the gene ambra1a, whose product is annotated as autophagy/beclin-1 regulator 1a. Gene Ontology annotation, cellular component: intracellular membrane-bounded organelle. The coding region runs from base 374 to 4570 and encodes 1398 amino acids. NCBI's taxonomy places the organism in Eukaryota, Metazoa, Chordata, Actinopteri, Osteoglossiformes, Mormyridae. The record is from RefSeq and is a predicted model, not a curated record. Gene Ontology annotation, molecular function: protein binding. Gene Ontology annotation, biological process: autophagy. The transcript is spliced from 19 exons.